Hydra vulgaris (swiftwater hydra) is the source of this 1686-nucleotide messenger RNA. NCBI's taxonomy places the organism in Eukaryota, Metazoa, Cnidaria, Hydrozoa, Anthoathecata, Hydridae. The record is from RefSeq and is a predicted model, not a curated record.
UAAAUAUUGUACUGCUGUAUGGAAAGAAGAGUUAAAAACCAUACAAGAAAACAUUCCUAUUUGUUGGAUAGAUAUGAUAGAGAAGUGUGUAUGUUAUCCUUCUGAGCCGGAUAGACCAGUCAUUCAAAUGAUUACAUAUUGCACAGAGCCUGACAUUCAAUGGUUUACAUUUCCACUACAAAAAGUGAAACGUUUUAGUGGUGCUAAUGUUUUUGAUUUUAUUGAAAAGUAUAUAUUUUCUAUUAAAAUGUUUAAGUUAUUUUUCAUAAAAAAAUUUUUAUACUUUUAAAGUCAUGUACAUAGAAGAACCAAAUACAUAAAACAUAACAAAGAGCAACACAAAUAAUUUAUUUAAUUAUUUUGCUUACAAAUUCUUUAGUGGAACUUGAAAAUUUAUAUAAUGUAACUACUGAGGAAGACACUAUGUCAGCAAAAGUAGAGCUAAUAAAUACAAAUAAAAACAACGAUCUUCAAUGUUUUUACAAAGCAACUGUAGCUAACAAAAAGUUGACAUCAAUGCAGCAUUCUUUAUCUACUAAGAAAUGAAAAGUUCUUAAAGCCUGUUAAGAUACAAUAACAGGUAAAUUGAUUCAUUCCUUGUUGUGGUUAAUAGUAGUUGUUAUAAUGUAACGGUUAAAUUCUUGAUACCAUUAUGACUUUUAAAAGUCAUAAAAUAGAUCAAAGUGGUUGUUGCAAGUGUUUGACGUAAUUUAUCAGUUGUUAAGUUUUAGUGCUUCCAUAGUUAAAAGUAAAAGUUCAUUAUCAUUAUUUCAAGUUAUCAAACUUAUUAUACCUUUCAGAAACACUGGUGGAUGAUCCUGUGAUUCAAAUUUUUUUAGAAAAACCAAAUAAUGGUAAAAAAACGAGAAGGAUGGUUGGUUAAAUCAAAUUCACCUAAAAAAGCACAAAAGCGGAACAUAAAUGAAGAAGCUGUUGACGAUUCAUCUGGUGAGUUUUCACACAAUGGGGAUAUACAUUUUAUUUUAAAUAAUGGUACAUUACUUAAAAAUAAAGAAGACAAAAUAAAUGAUUAUCUCCCUGGCAAGAGUUUUAAAGGUGGACGACCAAAAAAAAUUCAAGUUGACCAAUUUUCUAUAGACAUGGGAAACUUUCAGCAAAAAGUUUUGUUUUGUUUAAGCGACCUUGAAGAAAAAAUGCAACUAAUCGAAAAACAACAAUCAAAGAUUCUUUUAUUUCUAUCAAAGAGUGACAAUGAACAUGUAGAUGAUUUUGAACAAACGACUACCACCGAAGAACUUUUGUCACUCGAAAAAAAAAUAGUUGACAACAAAAAAAUUAAACUAACGCUUCAGAGGAAGGUGGAAGUUAUAGGUUUAACAUGCAAGUCCAUGAGCGAGCAUGUUCGUUGUUCUCUAAAUGUCAUGCAAGUUGCAAAUAAAUAUAAAUGUUAUGUAUGGUAAUAAUGUACCGUUAAAGUCAUAUACGGACCAUUUAUUUUCGGACCAUCAUCUUCCAACUUUCGGACCAUCAUCUUCCAACAUUCAUUAUUACUCAGAUCAUUAUCUAAUGUUUGGAAUUUCUCAGAAAAAGAAACCAAACGAGUUUUAUCAGAGUGACUUAAACAAGCAGGAAAACGUUUAAGUGGUCUACCACUAUGUUAGGCUGUCAAACUUUUUAUUAAAUGAUGAUUUUAGUUAUUUUAUUAAUAAAAGUAUUAAAUACUUA